CUACCAGAAGCAGAGGCAGCAGGAGGACAUUUUUGCUCCCUGGCUUCAGGUAGGAUUUGGCUAAGAUUUGGCUAAGAUUUUAAACUGAGUGUGGGCUUGGCUCCUGUGGUCAAAGUCUAACUGUUGUGUGACUGUUGUGUUGAAAGAGAGCCAGGUACUUAAGUUGAUUGACAGCAGGCAUUGUCCCCUGUUAAUUGAGUUUCUGGGAAAGCUUUAUUUGCCAGUGUGAGUUUCUGCCAGAGCCUGAUCCCAGAAGGGCAGUUGAUUCUCGCAGAAGCAGAGGCAGCAGGAGGACAUUUUUGCUCCCUGGCUUCAGGUAGGAUUUGGCUAAGAUUUGGCUAAGAUUUUAAACUGAGUGUGGGCUUGGCUCCUGUGGUCAAAGUCUAACUGUUGUGUGACUGUUGUGUUGAAAGAGAGCCAGGUACUUAAGUUGAUUGACAGCAGGCAUUGUCCCCUGUUAAUUGAGUUUCUGGGAAAGCUUUAUUUGCACCUUUACUAACUAUCCUUUGCAGUACGUACAGGAAACAAAGCAACAUAAACAAAUACACAAAAAGGUGGUUUGUUGCAGUUUGCACAUAAAGUGCGUGCAUAUUACUUAACUGUACAAAGAUCCCACUUGGCCACCACGCUCACCAAGAGAUGCAACAAAAGCAAAACAUUCCCAUCACAUGCACCAGCUGUGGCAUGUUCCGCUUUUUCACACAAAAACUAGACAACUACAUCUGCUCCAAAUGCAAACAGAUGACUCUGAUGGAGCAGAGGAUCCAACAGCUCGAGCACCGUAUUAAGACCCUUAAGGACAUUCAGGCACUCGAGCUCUUCUUGGACACUGCACAACACGCUGCUGUAGAUCAGCAGCCUGCAUCACACCAACACCACCAAGACCAUGAUCAGGAACCUUAUGGGGAGAUCAACUCAAAGGUAGACAACCCUCAGGCUUGGAAGGAGGUCACCCAUAGAAGGAGACGCAGGACCAGGCAGCCUCCGCAGAACUCCUCUGCUCAGCUGCAUUUACACAACAGAUUUGAAAUUCUUACAUCAUUAACAUACAAUCAGGAAACACAUCUUGUGGAGGACCACAGUUUCUUAGAUAGCACUCAGUGGACCACCCUGGAUCAAUGCGCAGGGGAUAGCCCUGACGGGGACAGUGCAUCACCACAGUCACACUUAUGUAAUCAUGCAAAUGCUCCAUCCCCAAUCAUAGACCAGGAGCAACAGGAACAUCCUUGGGAGAGUAAUGGGCUCUCGGAUGUAUCUCAAUGGAUUGUCAUUGAUGAAUGCACUGGGGAUGUUGAGGAGGAGGACAACACUUUACACCUACAUGAUUCACUUCAACAGGAACACUCUUCAGGGGACAUACACACUGUCUUGCACAAAAGGGACCCUGUCAAUCCUCAAAGGAAACAGGUCUUGGUAGUAGGUGACUCCCUCCUUAGAGGAACGGAAGCCAUCAUUUCCAGACCGGAUGGGAUGGCUCGAGAAACAUGCUGCCUCCCAGGGGCAAAAAUACACCAUAUCACUCAGAGGCUCAGCAGGCUCCUAAAGCCCCAUCACCCUCCCCACCUUAUGUUGAUUCAUGUAGGUACCAAUGACACCGCUAGGCAUACUUUUCAAAAGAUCACCAAUGAUUUUCGAGCUCUGGGAACAAAGCUAAAACUGUAUAACGUACAUGUGAUCUUUUCAUCCCUCCUCCCUGUUGUAGGACACGGCUCUACAAGGGCCGGAAAAAUAGUACAGGUCAAUAACUGGCUCAGAAAGUGGUGUCAAGAGGAGCAUUUUGGCUUCCUUGACCAUGGUCUACUCUUCCAAGAGGAUGGACUACUGGCAAGCGAUGGGGUGCAUCUCACACAAGUAGGAAAACAUCUUUUUGCACACAGACUCACAAACCUCAUCAGGCGCACUUUAAACUAGAUCCACUGGGGGAGGGGAACAACAGCCUGGCGAACACUAUAUUACCCACGACCACAGGGAACCGCCGAAAGGCUAAACGGAGGGCUGCACAAACACAGCAAGGACCAAGUACAGAGAGCACAAUAAUCCCAAAUAAACAGUUCGAGGGGAGGUCACAGGGGCUUACAUGUCUUUACACUAAUGCUCAGAGCAUGGGAAAUAAGCAAGACGAACUCCAACUCCUAGCACAGCACCACACAUACGAUGUCAUAGGCAUCACUGAAACCUGGUGGGAUGACUCCCAUCACUGGAAUUUAACCAUUGAGGGCUAUAACCUCUUUCACAGAAAUAGAACAAAGGGGAGAGGAGGGGGAGUAGCUUUAUAUGUCAAAAACAGUUACGUUGCAGAAGAAAUGCAAGACUGUAAUCCGGGAAACCAGCUUGAAAGCAUCUGGAUAAGAAUCAAGGGAACCGGGACUCAAAAAGAUCUUGUCGUGGGUGUCUACUACAGACCUCCGAGUCAGGAUGAAGGACUUGAUGAAGCCUUCUGUCAACAGCUGACCAAACAGGCACAAAGAAGAGAUAUAGUAGUCAUGGGCGAUUUCAAUUAUCCCGAUAUCUGCUGGAAAACAAACUCAGCCAAGAGUACAAAGUCCAACAAAUUCCUCACUUGCCUUGCAGAUAAUUUUAUGGUCCAGAAGGUAGAAGAGGCAACAAGGGGAUCAGCAACUCUUGAUCUAAUCUUAACAAAUGUGGAAGACCUGAUCAAUACAGUUGAAGUGGUUGGAUCCUUAGGGGCAAGUGACCAUGUGCUCCUGCAGUUUGCAAUACAAAGGAAUGCUGAAACUAAGACAAGUCAAACACGCAUUCUGGACUUUAAGAGAGCUGACUUCCAAAAAAUGAAGGAAUUACUGAGCGGCAUUCCAUGGACGCCGAUAUUAAAAAACAAGGGAGUUAAGGAUGGAUGGGAGUUUUUCAAAAGUGAAAUACUCAAGGCGCAAAUGCAAACAGUGCCAACAAAGAAGAAAAAUAAGACAAGUGCAAAGAAGCCAGAAUGGAUGUCCAAAGAACUUCUAACUGAGCUAAAGCUCAAAAGUGACAUGCACAAGAAGUGGAAAAGGGGAGAAAUCACCAAAGAAGAAUUCAAAUGUAUAGCCAACACCUGUAGGGAAAAGGUUCGCAAGGCUGAAGCGCAAAAUGAGCUCAGGCUUGCCAGGGACAUAAAAAACAACAAAAAAGGCUUUUUUGCUUACGUUGGUAGAAAAAGGAAGAAAAAGGAGGCGAUAGGGCCAUUGCAAGGAGAAGAUGGGGUGAUGGCGACAGGGGACAGGGAAAAGGCAGAACUACUUAAUGCCUUCUUUGCCUCGGUCUUCUCAGAAAAAGAAAGCCAUCUUCAACCUCAGCAACACGGAAUGGACGAAGGAUUGGGGGAAAUCCAACCCCAAAUAGGGAAACAAGUUGUCCAGGAACACUUGGCCUCUCUAAACGAAUUCAAGUCCCCAGGGCCAGAUCAGCUACACCCAAGAGUACUGAAGGAACUAGCGGAAGUUUUUUCAGAACCACUGGCAAUUAUCUUCGAGAGUUCUUGGAGAACGGGAGAAGUCCCAGCAGAUUGGAGGAGGGCGAAU
This is a messenger RNA of Anolis carolinensis (green anole), 3518 nucleotides long. RefSeq lists its product as uncharacterized. The transcript has 2 exons. Gene Ontology annotation, molecular function: phosphatidylcholine lysophospholipase A1 activity. NCBI's taxonomy places the organism in Eukaryota, Metazoa, Chordata, Lepidosauria, Squamata, Anolidae. The record is from RefSeq and is a predicted model, not a curated record. The coding region runs from base 640 to 1911 and encodes 423 amino acids.